AUGUUACUUAGUGUUCCGACAACAAAUCAACAGUUAACAGCAGCACUUUUUGAAGGCAUUACCACUUUUAUUUUAAUGUCAUUGCUCGGUCAUAUCAGUGGUGCACAUUUUAAUCCAGCAAUAACAUUAGCUGUCGGUUUUGUUGGACACUGCCGACUUGUGAUUGGAAGCUGUAUAAUUUUUGGUCAAUUUUUGGGUGCAUUUAUUGCUUCACUGUUCUGUCGAGCAUUUUUAGCAGAUGCUGCAUUUAACAGUACAUUCAAAUAUGGUAUCCCAGAAAAAGAUAGAUACUUAUACGCAAAUUCAACACAGGCUUUUUUUUUGGAAGUUAUAAUGUCAUUUGUGCUAUGUUCAGCAUAUCUGUUUACAGCAGUAAACAGUGGUGGUCGUCAAGGAAAGUUAUCAACUGUAAUUGUAGGAUUUACCAGAGCAUUAGUAACAUAUAUUGGUUAUCGAAUGAUCGGACAUUGUGCUAAUAUGGCUGUAUCGUUUGGCAAUGCCGUUUCUUCAGCAUUUUUUCUAUGCGAUUCACGUUUAUGGUCAUUACUCUAUAUUGCUGUAUUUGCCAAUUUAAUUGGUGCAUUUCUUGCCAGUCUAUGUUACUGGUAAAC
Messenger RNA from Enterobius vermicularis (human pinworm), 611 nucleotides. NCBI's taxonomy places the organism in Eukaryota, Metazoa, Nematoda, Chromadorea, Rhabditida, Oxyuridae. The record is from the annotation of a GenBank genome assembly.